CGCUGUGGAGUAAAAGGCCAAAAAAGGAAAAGCGGAACAGGAAGAAAACACGCGCUGCUGCAGUUUCAUACUGAAGAUCAUUAAAUGAGGAAGAUGGAAGAUUUAAAAUCAAUAAACCGCAUUAAACUGAUUAUCAGCGCCUUAUUUUACACCUGUGUGAGCUGCAGUUCAGUGGAACAGAAGAUCUAUGUUGAACUGAACGAUACGGUUCCGUGUGUUCGACUGCUGAACGCCACACAUCAGAUCGGCUGCCAGUCAUCUAUAUCAGGAGACACUGGUGUCCUCCAUGUGCUGGAGACCGAAUCAGACCUGGACUGGAUACUCAACACGGGACCACAUCCUCCUUACAUGGUCGUCAUGGAGACGGCCUUCUUCAACAGAUCGGUGAUGUUGAUGAUGAAGAACUCAUCCAGGGUCGCUGGAGUCGCUGUGAUUGUGUCAAACACGGGUCCUGCUGACGGAUUCUCACCCCACGCCUCCUGCCCCAACCAGAACACAGGUGUGUAUUCUGGAAGUUAUGGCCCUGAACUAGCCAACUGUAACGUCACCGUGUGGAACCCGCUCGGAAACGGACUGUCCUACGAAGACUUUGCUUUCCCCGUGUUCGCUCUGAACGACGAGAAUCAAACUGAGGUCAUCCGCCAGUGUUAUGAGCUUCAUAACAAGCGUGUGAAUGGCAGCGGUCCUGAGUACCCUCUGUGUGCGAUGCAGCUCUUCUCUCACAUGCAUGCAGUGACGGACACCGUGACGUGUAUGAGACGCACAGACCUGCAGAACCGAUUUAGCAUCAACCCAGAAGUUCUGUGUGACCCCUUGAAUGAUUUUAACGUCUGGGCGUCCACACGCUCCCUCAACAACAGCGCGAAGGGCCACGUGAUGAACGAGAGCGUUGUCAUCGCCGCGACAAGGCUUGACGGCCGGUCAUUUUUCUGGGAGAAGGCUCCAGCGGCCGAGGGAACCGUGUCUGGAAUCGUCACUCUGUUGGCUGCGGUUCAAGCACUCUAUCCUGUCACUAAGGAAACUCCGCCCCCACGCAAUAUUUUUUUCACCUUUUUUCAAGGGGAAGCAUUUGAUUACAUCGGCAGCUCAAAGAUGGUGUACGAUAUGGAAAAACAGGAGUUUGUUAUCGACUUGAAUAAUGUACACUCCAUGCUGGAAAUUGGACAGGUUGGGCUGGGCAGUGGGCGUGAUCUGUGGCUGCACUCUGACCCCAUAUCCCGCAGCAAUCUCAGCAUUAAAGAGGAUGUUGAGGCUUUGGUGAACAACAUGAAAUCUGUGGCUUCUAAUUUGAGUAUCUCAUUGGCCGAGCCAUCUCACAGUCAGCCUUUACCGCCCUCCUCCUUCCAGCGUUUCCUGCGGGCAAGACAGAUCCCCGGCGUCGUGCUGGCAGACCACCAGUCAGCUUUCAAAAACAGAUACUACGAGAGUUUGUACGACACCGCAGCAAACCUGAAUGUGACGUACCCGCCAAAUCUGAGUCCGGACGAGCAGCUUGUGUACGAGACUGAAACGGCAAAGUCUCUAGCUGAAGUGGCCACACUAGUCGCUCGAUCACUUUACAGGCAGGCAGGAGGCAAAGAGAACGCACUGAACAACAUCACCGCUGACCCUAAGAUCGUUGCUCGGUUGCUGUAUGGCUUUCUUAUUCAGAAGAACAAUAGUUGGUUCAGAUCUUUGUUGCCUCCAGAAGUGACUAAAAAAGGAGACAAUGCCAUGUUAGGUUCUGGUCCUCCUCAGUUCUACAUCGGUCUGGGCCCGCAGAUCCAUGGUCCGGUCCACAGCGUGACACGGUUUGUGCAGUAUAUUCUGGCUAACCUGACGGGAACUGUUACCAACCUCACAGAGACUCAGUGUCAGAACCCCAACGACAUCAAUACUGAGAGCAAAGAUUUGUUUUCAUACUUCUGGGUUUCGGGCUCCGUCUCGGCGAACAGCACUGGAGACCCGUUCUGUGUGCGAGCGUCUGUGCGUCUCUCUAAAGCCAUCUCGCCUGCGUUUGAACUUCUGGAAUACGGAUCCAGAGAGUAUUCCACAUGGACAGAGUCUCGCUGGAAGAGCAUCCGAGCGCGGAUCUUUCUCGUGGCCAGCCGAGAACUCGAGAUGUUAACACUGGGGGUGGGCGUGGCUGUGCUGCUCUUGUCUCUAUUGGUGACGUACUUCAUCAGUUCAAAGGCGGAGCUUUUGUUUAGCUCCGCCCGCGAAACACCCACAGCGACCUACUGAACAGAACCACAGUCCAGAUUCUACGAGCAUCCAUUCCCCAAUAAACCAAAAACACUCACAUAUACACUCUUGAGUUAAAGAAUAAUUUAUUCAAACCUCACAGAUCAAACAAAACUGUUUAUUUUGCUGCACUAGUUUUAGCUGGACUGGUCUGAACUGGUCUGGUCUCUUGGAAAGGUGUUCAUAUUAUAUUUGUCAUCGUUGUUAUAAUUUCUGAUUUUUCUUUCUGACUCUAAAACAUGGGUGUGGCACAAAACUGACAAGCUGAUUUUAAUUGUUUAAAUGUGGUUAAGAAUAAUGAGUGAUUGAAUGUUGAUGCAAGUUGUGUGUUUUGAAUGUGUAGGCUUGCACAUGUGUGUAUUUGAUUGUAUGUAUGCAGUGAGUAUGUGCAAUAGCUUACCGAGUGUGUAGUUUAAAACUGAUUUUGUUGUCGAUCUUUUUGUUUGCGAAUGUAACACUGUCUGUUCUGUUGGAAUUGAGCAGCAGUGUACGAUAAGUCAAUAAGUUUACGACCGCGACUACACAAUAAAACUCCGAACACAGACUGACUGCUCUGAAUCACUCAUAAUGUUUCCAGCUGAGAGAUGCAGAGCUUUAAAAAAACCAAAUUAUCAAUGAUAUGCAGCGUUUGCUUGUUGACUUGAGUUGAAUGAAAGCUGUUUGAUCAAUGAUGUCAUUAUUUUUCUCGAAGAAAUUGAUGUCUUGAGAACUGAAUAAACAUCUUUUCCAAA
Myxocyprinus asiaticus (Chinese sucker) is the source of this 2954-nucleotide messenger RNA. RefSeq names its product nicastrin (gene ncstn). Bases 85 to 2223 code for a protein of 712 amino acids. The transcript has 17 exons. Gene Ontology annotation, biological process: protein processing; Notch receptor processing. Gene Ontology annotation, cellular component: membrane. Lineage: Eukaryota; Metazoa; Chordata; Actinopteri; Cypriniformes; Catostomidae. The record is from RefSeq and is a predicted model, not a curated record.